Molecule: messenger RNA, 7372 nt
Organism: Epinephelus moara (kelp grouper)
Lineage: Eukaryota; Metazoa; Chordata; Actinopteri; Perciformes; Serranidae
Product: potassium voltage-gated channel subfamily KQT member 4
Exons: 15
Coding region: 733-2832 (699 amino acids)
Biological process (GO): potassium ion transport; transmembrane transport
Cellular component (GO): membrane
Molecular function (GO): voltage-gated potassium channel activity
Source: RefSeq, a predicted model, not a curated record
UGACAUCAUACUGAUGGUCUUCACUUCUGCGCGCUCCACCCCGCCUGCCACCGGAGCAGAGGAGCGCUGGACCGGAGGGGCGCACAAGUAGGGGAGAGCAGGCUGAUGUUAGCGAGUGUGGCGAGUCUCACUCUGCCAAUACAAACUAUAGAAACAUCCAAGACCAACUUCACGAUAGGCUGUAGUUGGAUAUAGUUGUUUUGGACACAGAUCCACUGCAGGAGCAUUGCGCUCGCUGGCUUACCAGUGAUUCCUUAGUGAUUUCUGAUUGCACGUUUCAAGUGUAUUUAUGGUAAUAGAUGCUUCACUUGAUUGAGGUCAGUUUGGGCUGUUUGUGCAAAGCGAUGGCAGGUAUUUGACUGUGUUGUUGGAGUUGGUGAACGUUUUAUUACUUCUCUGCACCCCGCUGAUUACUUCUCACAUCUGACUCUCAACAAUGAUCGCUGAAGGUCACGUUUCACCGCGACGCACUUGUCCAAGUAUUGUGCAUCUUUUCUUUAGCGACCGUGAUUUGAUUUACAGAUAACUUUUAAAUCUUAUCCAAGCAAACCGAGACUGAAACAAAGCAGGAAUGAUAUUUACUCAUGUGUUUUGACCGGUAGACUAGUUUUAGUCCACUUUACAGGCGAGAGAAACCGGACUAUGAGUUGGUUAAAACUUUGCUGUGCGCUCCUGCGGAUGAUCCAGUGAAAAGUGUCAAAUCAUAUGUAGUGUAAUCGUGCCAGCCUGAAGAUGUUAGGAAGUCCGUCAAAUAACGGCGGCAUCAGGAUGCUGGUGCCCCCGGCUCCGAACGACGACAGACGGGUAGAGUUUGUGGCUCUCACCGCUGUUCACACGGAGAGGAGCGAGCCGUCCACCCCGGAGCGCGGGCACCCGUCUCACCGCACGGGUCUGCUGGGCACCCCGCUGCCCGGGCCGCCUGGACCUCGGGCCAACUCUUCUGCUUCAAGCAAACGCUUUAGGAAGUUGCAAAACUGCCUGUACAACGUGCUGGAAAGACCAAGAGGAUGGGCAUUCAUCUACCAUGCGUUCAUUUUUCUGCUGGUGUUCAGCUGCUUGGUGUUGUCUGUGUUCUCCACCAUCCCCGACCACCAGAAGUUCGCCAACCAAGGCCUCUUCAUCCUGGAGUUUGUGAUGAUCGUGGUGUUUGGGUUGGAGUAUUUCAUCAGGAUCUGGGCGGCUGGCUGUUGCUGCAGAUACCGUGGAUGGCAGGGACGGCUGAGAUUUGCCAGGAAGCCCUUCUGUGUCAUAGACUUCAUAGUAUUUGUGGCAUCGUUGGCAGUGAUAGCAGCUGGGACGCAGGGCAACAUCUUCGCCACGUCAGCCCUGCGCAGCAUGCGCUUCCUGCAGAUCUUGCGAAUGGUUCGUAUGGACCGACGGGGAGGCACCUGGAAACUACUGGGCUCAGUGGUUUACGCUCACAGCAAGGAGUUGAUUACAGCGUGGUACAUAGGUUUCCUCGUCCUGAUCUUUGCCUCCUUCCUCGUCUACCUGGCAGAGAAAGACAUCAACUCAGACUUUAACACCUAUGCAGACUCCCUCUGGUGGGGGACUAUUACUCUAACUACUAUUGGCUAUGGUGACAAAACCCCUCGCACCUGGCAAGGACGUCUCCUAGCUGCCGGCUUUGCUCUUCUAGGAGUCUCUUUCUUUGCUCUGCCCGCCGGAAUUCUGGGGUCAGGCUUUGCCUUGAAGGUUCAAGAGCAGCAUCGGCAAAAGCACUUUGAGAAGAGGAGGAUGCCCGCUGCCAACCUGAUACAGGCUGCAUGGCGUCUCUACUCUACAGAUGCUAAACACUCCUAUCUGACUGCUACAUGGUACUUCUAUGACAGCAUGUUGCCGUCGUUCAGAGAACUGACGCUACUGUUCAGUCACCUCCAGCGACAGCGUAACACCAAGAAGGUUCUCCACAACUCCUACCUCACGCUGCUGUCUGGGCUGCGGCCCUACAGCUCCCCCUACCUGUCGGGGGACAGUCAACUCCUUUCUAAAAAACGGGGUCUCUUCCGGAUUCACGGUGGCCGCAAGCAGAGCAGUAAAAUGGGCUUUCGGGAUCGGAUCAGGAUGAACAAUUCCCGAUCGUCCCAAACCAUUAGGAACAAGGCGUCACCGCUGCCCCCAGGCUCCGGUGUCCGCUGCUCUCCCAGCCAGGAAAACGUCCCUGAGCCCACCAGCCCGGGGAAGGUCCAGAAGAGCUGGAGCUUUAAUGACCGCACACGCUUUCGUACCUCCCUCCGCCUCAAACCACGUCCACCUGCUGAUGUGGAGGGGGUCGGAGAGGACAGUGUGGAAGACAAACCAUAUUGUGACGUGGCCAUGGAGGAGGUAAUCCCUGCAGUGAAGACACUCAUACGGGCUGUCAGGAUCUUAAAGUUCCUUGUGGCCAAAAGGAAGUUUAAGGAGACACUGCGUCCGUAUGAUGUGAAGGACGUCAUAGAGCAGUACUCCGCUGGACACCUGGAUAUGCUGGGCCGUAUCAAGAGCCUGCAGAUGCGGGUGGACCAGAUAAUUGGGCGAGGAGCCGUUCAGCCCGACAAGAAAGCGCGCCCUGAAAAGGGAGAGAAGACGCCGCCAGAACUGGACUCACUGGAUGAACUAAGCAUGAUGGGACGUGUAGUCAAGGUGGAAAAACAGGUACAGUCUAUAGAGAACAAGCUGGACCUCCUGCUCAACUUCUACUCCCAGUGCCUAAAGAAAGGCUCGUCCCACUUCACCCUGUCCUCCCUCCUGGACCCCGACCUGACGUCCGACUACCACAGCCCCACGGACCAAAGAGACCUCUUCCCCUCCGCUAACACGCUCAACAUCUCUGAGAGCGGCAACUUGGAAUGACAGUGAGCGGAGCAGUCUCGCGGCUGUUCAAACACAGACACAAAACCCUUUACAGUACGUCUUCCUGCGGCUGAGUCCUCACUUCGAGCAGCCCGACCUUAACGUCAUCAAUCAUUUCAUAUCUGUUCGGGAUGAUCUUUUUACCCCUUUCCAUCUCAAAUCUGCACCCUCUCCUCUUUUUUCCUGAAGUGAAUGUGUUUCCAGAGCUGAUACAGACAGAGGCCACCAGAUGGCUCCCCCUGACAAGGAGCCUCAGCCAAAGCUGCUCACCGCACACGCCUCUCGACCCACUAGACGAGGAUGGAGAUGAAGAGAGGGCACAUGAACAUGUAUGACUUGACUACUGAACCACUUUCACAAACUCACCUCAUGCUAUAUAUAUAUCUACGCUUCCUUUAAAGCUUCCAACUGUAGAUAAUCAGACUUUAAGCUUUGACUUUUUGUAAAUCUUUGGAGAAAUCUCGUCCCUUUUUUCCUCCCCUCGUCAUUUCUUUAUUUUCUUGGCUGCUUGAAUCAACUGACUGAGAGUUUGCUGACACAAGCAGUUGCUGCAAGUGCCAUGCCAGUCAUUUGUUCAGUACCUUAGGAUGGCUGUGAUGAAUGUAAUGGGUCCCACCUGCAAAUUUCACACCCUGACACAGAAAUAAUCUGCUCCCUCGGACCUCACCAAAACACCAAACCUCCAAGGUACACCUUCGAGUUUUAAAUGUUUAAAUCCUGCUUAAAUUGCCCAAACAUGUCACAUGAAAACAGCUGGAAGAAUGCGCUGGAGUGAUUGUGUACCAUACAGUGUUUGUUUUCAUCUCCAUUCCCUCUUGGAUGUUCUGUCUCCAAUAAGCCCACUUGCAAAAAAAGUCCCUGUUUGUCUGGCAUUGAAGUGAGGAAUGUCCCUACUUAUUUAGGAUUAUUAGAGCCAAAAUGUCCUUUCACAGAUCCCUUCUUUGCAAUGUUUCAACUGUAUCUCCUAUUUUAGUAUUUCUGUUGUUUUUAACAUGCCCUUUAAACCUCUCUGUCUUGCAGCCCGCCCCCCGGACAUGCAUGUUACUGUAGAUAAAACCUCACUGAUCCUCAGUCAGAAUUUAGACACUGAUGUCACACUUUUCUGCACUGCUCCUCGUCACUCACGUCUAGCCUCAGGUCAGGUUUACCGUGUCAGUAAUACUUCCACUUUUCUCACAGGAAGAUCGUUCUUACUCUAACACUCAUCGGGCAUGUGAUCUCGCAGUCAGCAGCUGCGGAGAUGAUGUAGACACUUUCUGGCCAGUUUUAAACCAUGAACAACCUGUAAGGCGUCCAGGUCUAACGCAUGAAUUCCAGGCCAUUAUCCUCAUGAAUGCACGUGUCUUAGGAAAUGGUUCCAGCCUUACAGCUUCACUACAAACAGACGGUGUGCAGGUUUGACACCCGCGGGUGUUACUGUGCACUCGUCUGUCUUUUCUGGUUCUUUCAUGGAGAUGUUUGAUGUGCAGUUAACGCUCUGUGUUUGUGGACAAAACUGGAGAGUGCUCAAAUGCACACACACACACACACACACACACACACACACACACACACAGAUAUAAUGAAAGCAAUUCCUUUACUUAAAUACUUUGGCACUUGAUAAAUAACACACCUUUUGUCUUUUUAUCUUUGUGUUUUGAUUUCUUUACUGUAAUUAAUGUUUCAUGCACUCGAUUUUGUGUAACCCACGAUGGCAAAAUUCUGUUUGUUUUUUUUAAAUGAUUUUGGUUGUUAAAGUUGAAUGUAGGAUUUAAGUUAACAUAUUUAAUUCAAUUAGAUAUGAUCUUUGAAAUAAAUGUAGCAUUUUUGUGGAGUUAAAUCAUGGAUGACACAACUGUAACGAUACACACAGCCGAUCAGGUUCACGCUCACCACUCGCAGAGCUCAUAUGUAUAUUUUUUUAACGUCAUCAGAUAAUUGCUGCCAGCUUCGACUGAGAAAACAUUCACCAUGCUAUAUUUGGCCAGUGAAAAGAGUUUCCUUUUGUCCCUGCAUUUAUUUGUUCCAGUCAAACCAGUUGACUCAGGUGCUCCGCAUUUCCAUUCAAGCUAAGACUUCAAACAGUGAAUGUACUUCAGUGAUCAGCCUAUUUAUGAUCUGAUGCCAUGAGGAAUAAAAUGGCACGUCAGAGCUUGCUCUUGGUCUCAUACAAUUUUUUCAUGCAUUUCUUAGAGAAAUUACGCGUAGCUUUAUGUGUAGCCUAAACCACUGGUUCCCAACCUGAAGGUCCUGACCCCCACUAGGGGCCGCCAUAGCUACAACGGGGUGUAACAAGGCUUUCUUGAUUUUAAGGGGUGUCAGAAAACUUAUAUAUUGUCAAACAGAAGACUUAUAUCUUAGCAUUUUGUUCAUUUCUGUGAAGAAAACUAAUUAAAUUGUUAUAUUUCAAAUUGAGAUUAUCAUUCAAGAUUAAACUUAAAACACAGGAUAAAGAAAAUGAAGACUUGACCACAAGCUGAAUUCACAGAGCCUUCACUCGCUGCUAAAAGAGCUCAUACAACAAUAAGGUAAAAACUUUAAUGUCACACAAUGUCAGGGAUAAAUCAUGGACACCGCUGCCACCGCUGGUUAAGAAAAGCGAUAGCGGACAGAACAAAGGACGAUCUGUAACGCUUAGUGCUACAUUUAGGGAGGCAAAACCUCCGCCUUGAUUGAAGCAUCUGAAACUCAACACGGAGGGGAUGUUGAGAGUCUGAGCUUUAGAGAUGACCCUCUCUUCAUACAGAUGCUGGAGGUUAUUUAAAGUAACACCAGUGAGCUUACAGCACAACUUGAACAAUUUCAUGAUUGUUGUAUUUACAUCAAAACUCCUCAGCUUCCUUAAAAAGAAUAAUCGUUGGUUUGCCUUCUUACAGAUGCUGUCAGUGUUCACGUCAAAAGUCAACUUGUCAUCUAAGACAGUGCCUAAAUACCUCCGAAAAUCAAUGAACAUCUCACUGGUCUUAGAUGCAUUAAUGUGGAGGAAAGACUGGUCACACCAGUUAACAAAUUCAUCCAGUGCUGGGCCAUGAUCAUAUUCUGAUCCACGAAGAAGGCUUACAAUAACAGAGUCAUCUGCGUAUUUAAGGACAAAUCUUGAUGCGUGAUUACUCUGAAAUUCAUGUGUGUACAAACAAAAUAAAAGAGGAGUAAGAACACAUCCCUGAGGGGAUCCAGUAGAAGAAAAACAAGGGAGAGAGAAGAGAGAAGAAGGGACGGCAGAGGAGAUACUCGCAUACCAAUAUAACUGGGCUAGAAAGCCACAAAAAGCUCCACAGGCUGAGAUCAAUGCAAAAAUAGUCAAUUUAUUUUAGACAUUGUGCACAAAAUUUGGGUUAAUUGUACAAUUUAUCAGUUGUUUUGUACUGUAAUUGUUAUGCACUGAAUAUAAUCUAAAGUAUCCCUAAAAUAAGUCAGGGGUCGUCAUGACAGAAAGGGGUCCAUUAAGGAAAAAGGUUGGGAACCACUGGCCUGAACUAUAGCAGAGCUGCCUACUUAUCAGAGGCAUUAUUAAACCGUCACUUCAUCGUCACCUGCAAUGUUGAGCUUUGUGAAAACGUGAGACCACUGUAUUGCAUGUUGUUGUUGGCGGUGGCCCCAGUAAUAGAAGAAAAAAAAAAAACUUAAGGAUGUCUCCUGUAAAGUCUUGAGUCCAGACAUGAAAGGAAGCGACCUGUGCCUUCUAUGUCUUCGUUCUGUAACUGAUAUGGUGCGUCUUUCUUUCUCAAACUUAAAUAUUAAUGCUGCUUUGAUGAGAUGGGUUUCAUAGGGGUAUUACAUGACAAUAGCCAUGCCCUCUUUUUUUUUUUUUUUUUCAAAACUUUGGCCUAACUGAAGAAACACCAUCAAAAUUGUUCUGAAUAUGUAAUUUUUAGGGGUCUUUUAUGACUGCUGCAACCUUUGAUAUUUUCUGAGAAUAUUACUAUAUGUGUAGCAUAUCAUUGUAACUCUGCCGGGACCUCCUCGCAUCGACACCCUUACUGUAUUUUAACGCCAGUCAGAUCUGGAGGCAUGGACAUUUGUAUCGUCACAGGAAAACUCUGCAGGCAUGUGUCCUUUCAUAAGCAUGUCACAUAGAGAAUAUGGCUUCCACACAACUACCUCUGAGGCCACUAGGGGGCGCUAGUCUAGAAAUCCGAGUAUGAGAAACAGUAACUGAUUGUCUGUCUAACUGACUGAAUGCUAUGCAUGACUCAAUCUGCACGUUCUCUUUUUUCACUCUGUUCUUCUCCACGACGCCCGACCAUCCAUCAACCACUGACUUGCUGCCAUUUGACAUUCCAGCUCGUUGCCCUUUAACUGCGCUCUUAGGUGUUGGAACUGUUGUUAAAAUGAAACUGAUCAAAGCAAUAAGCAAAACGCUAAAAGCCAACAAAGUCUUCCGAUUCCAAUUGAUGUAGCUACUGGUUGAUGAAAUAUGGCGCUCAUCUUAUUUUCUAAACUAAUGCACACCUCUAUUUGAUCUUUGAAAGAGAUACAAAAAUGUAUCUGCUGAGGAUUAAAUUAGCUCACUUGAGUAACUUAUUAAUUUAUUUGUUUCAAUAAAGCUCUUUGGACUGUA